CAGGAAACUCUGCUGUCACUCUCCUCCGCUUCUCCAAAGUGUGUGUUCGCACAUUCAGUUAGUGACUAUAAGAGAAGCGGAUGAUGACAUCUUCACACCCGUUGUGAAAAACUACCUUACUGCUAAAUAGAUUUUUCUUUACAAAAUAGACAUAUUUAAAAAGUGUCUUUAUGGAGGCACGUGAUAUCUGAUAUUGCACAUUUGAAGAGACAUUUCAUAUUUCAAAAGAAAAAUGGGCUGCAACUGCAGUUCGGACUAUUCAGACAGCGACUGGAUUGAGAACUUGGAUGAAAUCUGUGAUCACUGCAACUGCGCCAUACCCCCCCAGUCAUGCAACCCAUACACAGACCAGCUUAUUCAUCACCCAUCACAGUAUUCACCUCCUACAUCUCCUCUACCAGACAACCUUGUGCUGGCCAUAUACAGUUAUGAACCCAACCAUGAUGGAGACCUGGGCUUUCAGAAGGGAGACAAACUCAAGAUCAUCAACAAGGAAGAUCCAGAGUGGUAUUUGGCGGAGUCUCUCACCACAGGCCAGCAGGGCUACAUCCCAUACAACUUUGUUGCGAUGACCACCAUGGAGACAGAAUCGUGGUUCUUUAAGAACAUUUCGAGAAACGAAGCCACGCGGCUCCUCCUCUCUCCCGGGAAUACAAUGGGCUCCUUCUUGAUUCGAGAGAGUGAGACAACCCAAGGCUCAUUCUCCUUAUCAAUCAGGGACUUGGACCACAACACUGGGGAAGUAGUCAAGCACUACAGAAUCCGCAACAUGGACGAUGGUGGCUUCUACAUCACAGCCAAGAUAUCCUUUAGCUCGCUGAAGGAGAUGGUCCAGCAUCACUCACGUGAGGCAGAGGGGUUGUGCACAAAGCUGGUGAAGCCGUGUCAGUCGAGGGCACCACAGAAGCCCUGGUGGCAGGAUGAGUGGGAGAUUCCCAGAGAGUCCCUGAAGCUGGAGCAAAAGCUGGGAGCAGGACAGUUUGGAGAAGUCUGGAUGGGUGUCUACAAUAAUGACAGGAGGGUGGCAAUUAAGAACCUGAAGAUAGGCACAAUGACGGUGGAAGCCUUCCUGGCAGAGGCCAACAUGAUGAAGAACUUGCAGCAUCCACGUCUCGUCCGCCUCUUCGCCGUUGUCACGCAGGAGCCAAUCUAUAUUGUCACGGAGUACAUGGAGAAUGGAAGCCUAGUGGAUUACUUGAAAACCACAGAGGGAAGCAGUUUGCCAAUGAACACUCUGAUAGACAUGGCGGCUCAGGUGGCGGAUGGCAUGGCUUUCAUUGAGCAGAAGAAUUACAUUCAUCGAGACGUGAGAGCAGCCAAUAUUCUGGUGUCCUGUGAGCUCAUUUGUAAGAUUGCUGACUUCGGACUGGCAAGGCUGAUUGAGGACAAUGAAUACACAGCAAGAGAAGGUGCAAAGUUCCCCAUCAAAUGGACGGCUCCAGAGGCUAUCAACUAUGGCACCUUUUCCAUAAAGUCUGAUGUGUGGUCAUUUGGGAUCCUCCUCACAGAAAUAGUGACAUAUGGACGCAUACCCUACCCUGGUAUGUCCAACCCAGAGGUAAUCCAGAACCUGGACCGGGGCUACAGAAUGCCGAGGCCAGAAAACUGUCCAGAGGGGCUUUUUAACGUCAUGUGUCUUUGCUGGGGGGAAAACCCAGAGGACAGGCCCACCUUCGAGUACCUGAGGAGCGUUCUGGAGGAUUUCGUCACGGCCACAGAGAGGCAGUACCAGGAGUAGCUCUCAAGAAGCAGAAAGACAUACAGACUUACAAUAAAUGUACUCAAACUAAAGGCAUUGCUCGUGAAGAUGGAUGCUGGAUUUUGUUUUAUUUGUCUUUAAACAGUAGGCUACAUGGGUAUUUUGCUUCUACAUGAAUUGUAUUUUAUAGUGGCCUCUUGUGGAACUAUAAACCAGGAAACUCUUGCAACAGCUGGAGAGGGAAGUGAUCAGCAUGCUGCUUGAAUAGACAUGGCAACUGUAGCUGAGAAAGUAGCAGCUCUCCUGGUGCUCAUUAUUAAGAUGUAAAUACCCUCAAAGUACUCAGCUAUGUUUUACCUCGAAACAUUUAUAUAUUUGUUCCUACUGGUUUUACUUACAGAUAAAAGCUUAACAUGGAUGUUGUUUUGCCGUUACUUAAAAUACAGCAGAACCGAUCACAACCCAUUUCCCCAAUGAUCCCCCAUCAGAUUAAACUUGGUAUGUUUCAUACGUAAAAAUAAUCAAAUGUUUUAUUGAUGCUUUUAUGACUAUAAAUACAUGUAAUUAAUAAUAAAAAAUAUGUGCUUUCUGGACACUGUAGUUUUAAUCGUGUGUGCUG
This is a messenger RNA of Trematomus bernacchii (emerald rockcod), 2318 nucleotides long. It is a transcript of the gene lck, whose product is annotated as LCK proto-oncogene, Src family tyrosine kinase. The record is from RefSeq and is a predicted model, not a curated record. Gene Ontology annotation, molecular function: non-membrane spanning protein tyrosine kinase activity; ATP binding; signaling receptor binding. The transcript has 13 exons. The coding region runs from base 233 to 1738 and encodes 501 amino acids. Gene Ontology annotation, cellular component: extrinsic component of cytoplasmic side of plasma membrane. NCBI's taxonomy places the organism in Eukaryota, Metazoa, Chordata, Actinopteri, Perciformes, Nototheniidae. Gene Ontology annotation, biological process: protein phosphorylation; cell surface receptor protein tyrosine kinase signaling pathway; innate immune response.